Marmota flaviventris (yellow-bellied marmot) is the source of this 1134-nucleotide messenger RNA. RefSeq names its product 5-hydroxytryptamine receptor 5A (gene Htr5a). The record is from RefSeq and is a predicted model, not a curated record. NCBI's taxonomy places the organism in Eukaryota, Metazoa, Chordata, Mammalia, Rodentia, Sciuridae. Gene Ontology annotation, cellular component: plasma membrane. Gene Ontology annotation, biological process: adenylate cyclase-activating adrenergic receptor signaling pathway; positive regulation of MAPK cascade. Gene Ontology annotation, molecular function: G protein-coupled serotonin receptor activity.
UUGAGUCUCCUGAACACCCUUUGUGCGAGCCCCGUGGCCCGUGUUCUGGUCCGGAGAUGGAUUUGCCUGUGAACUUGACCUUCUCCCUCUCCACUCCUUCCUUUCUGGAGCCCAACCGCAGUCUUGGUGCGGAAAACCUGCGCCCCAGCCCACCCCUCCCCUCCGUCUUCGGAGUGCUUGUUCUGACCCUGCUAGGCUUUCUGGUAGUGGCCACGUUCGCCUGGAACCUGCUGGUGCUGGCGACUAUCCUCCGAGUGCGCACUUUCCACCGUGUGCCACACAACCUGGUGGCAUCCAUGGCCAUCUCGGACGUGCUGGUGGCCGCGCUGGUCAUGCCGCUGAGUCUGGUGCAUGAGCUGUCGGGGCGCCGCUGGCAGCUGGGCCGACGUCUAUGCCAGUUGUGGAUCGCGUGCGACGUGCUUUGCUGCACAGCCAGCAUCUGGAAUGUGACGGCCAUAGCCCUAGACCGCUACUGGUCCAUCACGCGCCACCUGGAGUACACGCUCCGCGCCCGCAAGCGCAUCUCCAAAGUGAUGAUCAUGCUUACCUGGGCACUCUCGGCUGUCAUCUCUCUGGCCCCGCUGCUUUUCGGCUGGGGGGAGACAUAUUCUGAACAGAGUGAGGAGUGCCAGGUCAGCCGUGAGCCCUCCUACACCAUCUUCUCCACCGUGGGCGCCUUCUACUUGCCGCUGUGCGUGGUGCUCUUCGUCUACUGGAAGAUCUACAAGGCCUCCAAGUUCCGCGGGGGCUCCAGGAAGACCAACAGAGUCUCACCUGAACCUGAAGUUGUGGAGGUGAAGAACUCUGCUCAGCAGCCCCAAAUGGCGUUCACGGUCCGCCGAGCCACUGUCACCUUCCAGACAGAAGGAGACACGUGGCGGGAACAGAAGGAGCAGAAGGCGGCCCUCAUGGUGGGCAUCCUCAUCGGGGUGUUCGUGCUCUGCUGGAUCCCCUUCUUUGUCACCGAGCUCGUCAGCCCCCUCUGCUCCUGGGACCUCCCUGCCGCCUGGAAGAGCGUCUUCCUCUGGCUCGGCUACUCCAACUCCUUCUUCAACCCGCUCAUCUACACGGCCUUCAACAAGAACUACAGCAGCGCCUUCAAGAGCUUCUUCUCCAGGCAGCACUGAGGAGAGG